UGUCGAGUUUGGGUGCCGGGGCAGGUGGAAUGGAAUAUGGAGAACAAUCUUUCUUUAGUAUCAGGCAAAAUGUCAUCGCCAUGGGAAGCCAAUCUAUGCUGGAACCAGCCUGCAAUAUGCCGCGUUCCAGCAAUACAUCGCAAAUCGGUGGUCAAGGCGUUCGAAUUCCAGUCUACAAUUCAACAGGCGAGCCUCUCGAAUCCUGGAGUUUUGCGACCGGUCCAGCUGCAAGACGAUACAAAUUCCUCAUUGGUGGGCCACUCAAUCCGCUUAUCACCGCGGUUGGUCUCAACAACAAGAUACCUUUACGUGGAGAACUUAGGGACUAA
This is a messenger RNA of Cladophialophora bantiana CBS 173.52, 329 nucleotides long. RefSeq lists its product as uncharacterized. The annotation marks the transcript as partial. The record is from RefSeq and is a predicted model, not a curated record. The transcript has a single exon. Lineage: Eukaryota; Fungi; Ascomycota; Eurotiomycetes; Chaetothyriales; Herpotrichiellaceae.